This is a messenger RNA of Cryptomeria japonica (Japanese cedar), 663 nucleotides long. Its product is annotated as sugar transport protein 13-like. Bases 1 to 663 code for a protein of 220 amino acids. Gene Ontology annotation, biological process: transmembrane transport. Lineage: Eukaryota; Viridiplantae; Streptophyta; Pinopsida; Cupressales; Cupressaceae. The record is from RefSeq and is a predicted model, not a curated record. The transcript is spliced from 3 exons. Gene Ontology annotation, cellular component: membrane. Gene Ontology annotation, molecular function: carbohydrate transmembrane transporter activity.
AUGUACGUUACUGUAAAUGUUCAGGUUGCGAUUGCCAUUCUGCUUCAAUGUAACGCAAUGUUGCGAUUGCCAUCCACUUUAGUUUCAAUCUAUUCAGUUGAUAAAGUUGGGCGAAGAGUGCUUCUGCUCGAAGCCAGAGUGCAAAUGUUUGCUUCACAGGUGAUCAUUGGAAUUUUGUUAGCAACAGGGAUGAAAGAGGACAAAGAUAUUUCCAAGGGCAUGGCAAUUGUGAUAGUACUUAUGGUAUGCACGUUCGUCUCAGCCUUUGCAUGGUCAUGGGGGCCUCUUGCAUGGCUCAUUCCCAACGAAACAUUUCCACUAGAAACAAGAUCCGCUGGACAAAGUGUCACCGUGUGCGUCAACCUUCUCUUCACAUUCGUCAUUGCACAGGCAUUCCUGUCAAUGCUUUGUCAUUUCAAAUAUAGGAUUUUCUUAUUUUACGCUGGUUGGGUUUUAAUCAUGUCUACGUUCGUCCUGUUUCUCCUUCUGGAAACAAAGAAUGUGCCAAUCGAAGAAAUGAUAGAGAAAGUGUGCAGACAACACUGGCUGUUGAAGAAGUAUGUCACAGACUCUGAUUUGAUCGAUGAUGAGGAUGGUGAUGCCUAUGCUGAUCAAGAAACUGGGAAAGCUAAUGGCAAGGCCCAUCACAAUUCUCAGUUAUAA